This is a messenger RNA of Gongylonema pulchrum, 972 nucleotides long. NCBI's taxonomy places the organism in Eukaryota, Metazoa, Nematoda, Chromadorea, Rhabditida, Gongylonematidae. The record is from the annotation of a GenBank genome assembly.
AUGCGAACUUUGCUCACUCGCUCGCAUCUUUUCCAUCGUCCACCAGCUGCUUUUCCCGCAGAUGCCGACGUUGAUAUCGAUUUCCCCACCGGUCUCUUUGUCGAUAUUCUCAUCCAAGCAAACGGGACGAUCGAAAAUGGCUGUAAUGGAGGAGGCGUGAGCAGCGAUCAUCAUCAUCAUCUCGAAGCUUCACUGGGGCCUUCCACCCGGAUUAACAAGGGCUUGCCAUCGGAGCUCAAAGAGGUUUUCCUGGCCCGACAUCCCGAUUUGAGGCUAAAACUGCAUGGCGCAACAACGCCGGAUGAUGUGCCCACCGAUCCUUUCGUUACGCCACCAUCUGUUCAUGCAGUUAGCAGUAUCAAGAUCCGCUCAGCUCCACUCUCAGCCAGUGAAGAUGAUCGAAAUGGCUCAGAUUCUUCAGCCUGCCCCCAUGAUCCAGAGCCGUCGGCGGAAUUCCCGGAUACGAAAGAUAUUGCUGAUGAUGGCCCAAAUAAACAGUUGUCAUUAGGUGCAUUGAACGGCGAAUGUACUCAGGAACAGCUGAAUGGCGGAGACGCAAGUAGUAUAAACGGAGUGCCGGAAGAGACCACUCCUGAAAAGGCAUUCGACAUGUUGGAAAGUGUUGCGCCACCGGUCAGAGUUCCGGUACCUGAUCAAAAGGACGAAGGCGAAGCAGAACCUCAACGGGAUGUCUCAGAGCAAGAAAGACAAAUACAUAAACAGAAAGAAAACCAUCAACGUGCGCUUGCAGCUUCGAUGUCGCCUAAUAAUUAUGGCCCCGCUAUGAAUCAAUUACCCUCACUAGCGCGAGUGCAGAAGCAGCAGCUGAAACGGAAAUCUCCAAUGCCUUUUGAGGUCAGAGAUCUUCGGACGCCUUCCGAGCGAAGUUCCUCAAUUGUAAGCAACGAGGAUUUGCAACAGAAAAAGCCCAAACUACAGGUAUUCUUUUUUUACCGAUGUGAGUGCUCCUAG